Molecule: messenger RNA, 276 nt
Organism: Sparassis crispa
Lineage: Eukaryota; Fungi; Basidiomycota; Agaricomycetes; Polyporales; Sparassidaceae
Exons: 4
Coding region: 1-276 (91 amino acids)
Source: RefSeq, a predicted model, not a curated record
AUGACUACGCCGGAACCCGACAAGAUGCAAGCCGUCAAACUCGACGACGGCCCGAACAAGCCCGCAGACCAGAGCGGGCAGGGCCCCAAGGAUGACGGCCUCAGCUCCCCCAAGCCCCAGCUCCUCGAGGUUUCUCCAGCCCCAAGCCCUAAACCUUCUCCCAGCGUGAAGACCGUCCCACUGCCCAGUGAUGAUGCAGAUGAGCAUGCCUCGUUCGGCUUCAGGCCUCGCGGGAAGGUCACCCACGGAACAGCUGGGAAACCUGUUAAGAAAUGA